CAACCUAUUGUCUAACACAACACUUGCAUCAUAAACCCAGCAAACACCCCAUUGCUCUUCCUUGUUAUUGCAUUUUCUUAAUCAACUCUCCGCCACCUUACCAUGGCUGAAGAGAAGCACCGCCAUCACCUCUUCCACCACCACAACAAGGACGAGGAAACGCCCACUGAGGCUACUUUCGGUUAUCAGAGUAACCAGUUCUCUGAGACUACUGCUGAUGCUUACCCUAGUGAAGUAGUCCCACCACCAGUUCAUGAACAUGACUAUAAAAAGGAGGAGAAACACCACAAGCGUCAUGAACACCUCGGGGAGCUUGGCACGGCGGCCGCCGGUGCCUAUGCCUUGUACGAGAAGCAUGAGGCAAAGAAAGACCCAGAGCAUGCACACAGGCACAAGAUAGAAGAGGAGAUAGCAGCAGCAGCUGCAGUUGGAGCUGGAGGAUAUGCCUUCCACGAGCAUCAUGAGAAGAAAGAAGCUAAGGAAGAAGAAGAGGAAGCUCAUGGAAAGAAGCACCACCAUCUCUUUUAAUUAAUUAAUUAUGUGUUUCUACCUUUAGUUACUAUUAUUAAGAAAAACUCUGAAUAACAUUUGCUUCAUCCAUAGCUGUGAGCUUCCUGCUGCGUGUUAAGUACCUGUCCCUGUCAAAACCGUUGGCUUAUCUGUUUCCUUUUACGUUGUAAUCCAUGUUUAAAAUAAUAUAUAUAUAUAUAUACAUUCUAAUAAAGCUUCUGUUAUCUUCA
Molecule: messenger RNA, 740 nt
Organism: Ricinus communis (castor bean)
Lineage: Eukaryota; Viridiplantae; Streptophyta; Magnoliopsida; Malpighiales; Euphorbiaceae
Product: abscisic stress-ripening protein 1-like
Exons: 2
Coding region: 103-528 (141 amino acids)
Source: RefSeq, a predicted model, not a curated record